ACAAGUCGCAAGGCUAAUCGCUUAGGCGCUGACUCCACGAGCGAGAGAAUCGCGGCGAUAUUAUCGUCGUGCCACGUAUUUCUAUACAUUCUCUAUGGAACCGUCUCCACACGGCGAUAUUAUCGCCGCGAUGCGACGAGUGACAACGAGCGCGCGAAACGUCACUACAUCAUUGCUAGCCGGCCGCGACUAGCAGCGGGCCCACCGCGCUCUCACGACGAGCGCGCAGCGGGCGCGCUGUCAAACGCAGCGUCAUUUCAGCGUUGCCUCUCGUUAUACAAGGACGUUUCGAGAAGCUUUUUGAACAAAAGUACAAUGUUUGACAUUGAAAAGUUUAUAACAAAAUGGAAAUCUUUAAGGGAUCAAUUUCGUAAAGAGUUAAAGUUGCAGCAAUGUCCAAAAUCCGGUCAAGCUGCCUCAAAACGACGAAAGUAUGUUCAUUAUGAUGCAUUACUUUUUUUAAAGAAACACACAGAACACGCUUCAACAUCGUCAUACAUGAUCAAUGAGGACAGUCAAGAUGUUCUUGAUGAUGACGACAGUUCGGUUAAUACCAACCCUAGUGUUACGGAACCAUCCACGUCUAAUAAAAAGAAAACAUUAGUCCAAAUGUUUCUGGAAUCGAAUAAAGAGAUAUCGAAUGUUAUGCGCGAGAGUAUAGAUAUACAAAGAAAUAAUGUUCAACCACAGUAUCGCGACGAGCGUGGAAAUGAGGCAUUUUUCCGUUCGUUGCUACCACUUAUGGACAAAAUAAAAAAAGACUGUUUAAUUGAUGCCCGAACUGAGAUUAUGGCCGUAAUUAAGAAAUACACACCAUCAUCACAUACAUUUCUAGACUCAUAUUCUCGUACAUCUACACCAACAAGCGAGGACGAUAUUGCUCAAAUGUUAGAACACUUUGAUGGAAUGUAAACUUUAAAUUUAAUUUGAUGUAAGCGUGUAAGUAAAAUAAAUCUGCUUUAAACUUAAUGUAGUGUUACUGCUAAUCUU
This is a messenger RNA of Danaus plexippus (monarch butterfly), 990 nucleotides long. RefSeq lists its product as uncharacterized. The transcript has a single exon. The record is from RefSeq and is a predicted model, not a curated record. Lineage: Eukaryota; Metazoa; Arthropoda; Insecta; Lepidoptera; Nymphalidae. The coding region runs from base 316 to 912 and encodes 198 amino acids.